Salarias fasciatus (jewelled blenny) is the source of this 3268-nucleotide messenger RNA. Its product is annotated as zinc finger and SCAN domain-containing protein 2. The record is from RefSeq and is a predicted model, not a curated record. The transcript is spliced from 10 exons. Gene Ontology annotation, biological process: regulation of DNA-templated transcription. Lineage: Eukaryota; Metazoa; Chordata; Actinopteri; Blenniiformes; Blenniidae. Gene Ontology annotation, molecular function: DNA-binding transcription factor activity, RNA polymerase II-specific; RNA polymerase II cis-regulatory region sequence-specific DNA binding. The coding region runs from base 102 to 3062 and encodes 986 amino acids.
AGAAAAGACGCUUGCGUUGUAUCAGCGCAUGUUAGUCACCGAAUCAAAAAACACUGUUUUACAUUCUUUUUUCAUUCCUUUGGGAGGCUUAUUUUAAACUAAUGGAAGAUCUCGGGUCAUCAGAGAAUGUGAAAGAUCCAGGCCUCCCUCUGUCGUGUCUUCGCCUCCUGGUGCCUCCUCUGCAGCUCCUGUCCGCCGCCAUGUGGCAGCUAGCGAAGCAGAAAGAUGUGAUGAACUACGAGACGCUUCAGGAGUUUGUGUUCGUGGUGACUGAGGCGGUCCCUGGUCUGAUCAACCACAGACAGAGAGCUCAGCUCAUCCUCGGCCUCAGAGCAAGGUUGAUUUUGGAGCUCUGCAAAGGAUCAGCACGGGGCUCUGUGGAUUGUCAGCUGAUCCAGAGCUACUUGGCGAGACUCCCCAUAACGUCUUCAAACACAGAUUACAGGGAUUCAGAUGUGAAAACCACAGAGUCUACGUUCAUCGCACUUGUUCAGAGUCUGUUGAAAGACCCAAUCGAGAGAGCCUAUUUCUUUACGGAGGUUUUCCCGGUCGAAUAUGGUCCGCAGUACGACGCAGCGCUGCACGUGUUAUUAUGGGAGCUGCUGUCUAAGCUGGAAAAGCUGCUCCCGGUCCCCAACCUCAAACAGACUGCAGCCUGGCUCGGCUCGACUCCUCGCGCUUGGGAGGAAUGUGUGAAGUCUUCGGCCGGGGACCUCAGUUCAGUGUUGGAGCACUACAGAAGUUCAGGACUGCUGAAAAUGACGUACGGUCCUUCUUCCACCAUUGGUAGCUGCAUCAUGUCCGCUCUGUCCAUCCCUCCUUCGCAGAAGACAAACGUGUCGGUCACGCCGGAGUCCAUCCACAACUACGCCAACAUCCUGAACCCCGUGUCUUUGCCCGGAGCGGACCAGUACAGCGUCGUGGCCAUCUACACCGAGGUGGAAGUCCGAGCGUCCCAGGAGGAGGAAGAGGAAGUGAUCGAGUCGGCUGAAGUUCAAGUCCAAACGGACUUCUAUGAGGAGGAGAUAGAGGCUGUGAUGGAGGCCGCCGACGCCAGGUCUGAGGAGAGCGGCGAGGCCGCGGGAGUCGCCAAAGCUUUGGAGACUCUGACCAAAACGUUUGCACUGAGGAAGGAGAGUCUGGGUCCAGAAACGGCAUCAAGGAGGAGCAACGACUCAUAUCUUCAUCACGAGCUGGAAUCAGGAGACGGACCUCAUGAAAUAAACACGCACAAAGAGCACGAGUCAAGCCAUCAGAGGGAAGCAAACGGAGAAAACGACGACGGGAAGCAGCCUGAAGGCUCAGAGAGCAACAGCAGCUCCUUCGCUCUGCUGAAGGACAGCAGGCAAUCGCCGCCCCAACAUUUCUCCAGCGAGCCGCCCGAAACACAAGAGUCGGACUCCUCGGCUGCCGCGCGCCGAUCGACUCGUCUACAAACGAAGCCGCCGCUGAGUUGGCAGGAGACGUGCAAACUCAAGAAGAUGACGAGAGAAAUCAGCGGAGAGCCCAAAAUGAGCAGCGCCGACCUGUCAGCUGCCCCGUCUGUGAUCGCUAUCAAAGGAAUUGAUAAAGGUGAUUCGGAAGACAUGACGUCCAUCAUCUUCAGCUGCUCCCAGUGUCCCUUCCACGUAUCAGACCCAACCAGCCCCGCCCACUUCCACAUGCAGAGCAUUCGCACUGAGGUGUACAAGACCUUCUCCGGGGCCUCGUUCACGCCGUCGCCCUCCAGCACCGACGAGAUCUUCACCUCCAUCAAGCUGUUCCCCAAAGGAGCCACGGAGCAGAGCGAAGCCGAUCCUGCCCACCAUCAAAGCAAAGCCCCGCCGCCGCCAUCAGGCGGCAGACAGAAGGCCCUGACGUGCGAGACGUGCGGGAAGACGUUCACCCGGACGUCGGACGUGAGGAGGCACCAGCUCAUCCACACCGGCGAGCGGCCGUUCCACUGCUCGCGGUGCGAGCGCACCUUCCAGCACUCGUGGGACCUGGCGAAGCACGAGAGCAAGCACCACGGCGUGGCCAUCUCCUUCUCCUGCCAGCUGUGCCGCAGCUCCUUCGCCAACCUGCGGGCGCUCACCGUGCACCACAGGAAGUGCCACUCCCAGGAGAGCCAGCUGCCGCAGAUCUGCUCCAUCUGCAGCCAGAGCUUCGCCUCGGCCGCCGAGCUGCUGGAGCACAGGAAGUCCCACGCCAGCGCCAGGCGCUACGUCUGCCAGCAGUGCGGCGAGGACUUCGACUCCCUGCUGGCCCGCUCGCAGCACCGGCAGACCCACCAGGUCAAGCGCCAGUUCAAGUGUCCGCACUGCGAGAAGACGUACACCCGCCGGUCGGACGUGAAGCGCCACCUGUCCACGCACACCGGCGAGCGGCCGCACCAGUGCCCGCAGUGCGGCCGCAGGUUCUCGCUGCGCUUCAUGCUCAUGAAGCACCUGCGGGUCCACACGGGCGAGCGUCCGUUCCAGUGCUCCCACUGCCCCAAGAGCUUCACGCUGGUGUCCGUGCUGGCGCGCCACGAGCGCAUGCACACCGGGGAGAAGCCCUUCCUCUGCUCGCAGUGCGGGAAGGGCUUCCUGUCGCAGGGCGAACUGCAGAAGCACCACAGGUCGCACGUGGACGACAAGCCCUUCUCCUGCCCGCAGUGCGACAAGCGCUUCAAGAGCAAGAAGUCGCAGCGGGAGCACAUCGCGUCGCACAGCGGCGCCCGCCCGUACCCCUGCAACUACUGCGGGAAGUGCUUCACCAAACCGUACGCGCUGACCCGGCACAACCUCAUCCACACAGGAGAGCGUCCGUUCCCCUGCGGACACUGCGAGAAGUCCUUCCUCACCCUCGGCGAGGCUCAGCUGCACCAGAGGAUCCACACCGGCGAGCGGCCGUACGCCUGCGACGCCUGCCAGCUCAAGUUCAAGAGCUCGUCGGAGCUGGCGCGGCACAGGCACAGCCACGCCGGCGUCAAGCGGGCCAAGCCGCACUGCGAGCGCUGCAUGAUGGCGUUCCCGUCCAAAGCCAAGCUGAAGAAACACAUGGAGGCGCACAGGGAGGCCGAAGGAGAAACAGAUACUUAAAAUAAUGAGGAACCGUGUUUUCUGCAGCUCAGGAGGGAAUCCUGUGCAACUUUUGAGUCAAUUACUCAACAAAUCAUGUUCUAAAGUUGGUAAAUUAUUUUUGAUUUAUCAUGUUUUAAACUCACAGGUUUACUCUUCAUGAAUUUGUGACACUGAAAUAAUGUCAAAAUGAAUUUAAUGGAAAUCAAACUGUUUAUUAAAUACGG